UCAGGGAGUCCAAUGAAAGAAACUUCCCAAGACUGAGGAGAGGAACAUCACAAAGUAAAGCGCGCUGUUUCAGCAUUAACUUUUGGGACUUACGUCGCUUAAAAAGGAAUAUACUUCUUUAAGCUACAUAACAUUUAUCAGCAAAUCAUUGAUUUCUGUUUUUCCACGAACAGCGGAUCGGUUUGGUAGGCAGCCGGACACUUUUGAUGGACAAAAGUGGUCACUUUGUCGGGGAAGGACCUUUGGUUAACUGGUUUAUUUUAGCUUUAUAAUGGAGCAAAUAUCAGUUAAUUCUGUUAUUUAUUCAUUUGGCGACCAUGAGUAAGUGUUUUUGGCGGUGAAUGGUUGAUUUUAUGUAGUUUUUUUGUGAAUACGCAUAAACUGAAGUUCUCUGGGACUUUCAUGAAUACAUCAUUUGGUCAGUAAGUGUGCUGAAUUUGUAAAGGAUGGCCGGCGUGGUGCGCACCCUCAGCCGGUGUCUGCUGCCCGCUGAAGCCGCGCACGAUGACAGGAGUAACGGGAAAGAAAGAGCCCGCGAGCGCGACCUCAACCAGGAGCGCGAGGCGAAGCGGCGCAGUCGAGAGAUCGAUGCGAUGCUCGCGCGAGAGAGGCGCGCGGUGCGGCGUCUUGUGAAGAUUCUACUGCUGGGCGCGGGAGAGAGCGGGAAAUCCACUUUUCUCAAACAGAUGAGAAUCAUCCACGGCAAAGAGUUUGACCAGAAAGCGCUGCUCGACUUCAGGGAUACGAUCUUUGAGAAUAUCAUCAAGGGGAUGCGGGUACUCGUGGAUGCCCGAGACAAGCUUGGUGUCCGCUGGCACAACUCAGAGAACGAGAAGCAUGGCAUGUUUGUCAUGUCCUUUGAGAACAAAGCAGGCAUGCCCGUCGAACCCUGCACCUUUCAGCUGUACGUACCAGCCCUGCAGGCACUGUGGAGCGAUAGUGGGAUCCAGGAAGCCUAUGGGCGACGGAGUGAGUUUCAGCUGAGUGAAUCAGUUAAGUAUUUCCUGGAUAACUUGGAUCGAAUCGGACAACUGAGCUAUGUACCAAGCCGACAGGACAUCCUACUGGCCAGGAAAGCCACUAAGGGAAUUGUGGAGCAUGAUUUUGUCAUUAAGAAGAUCCCCUUUAAGAUGGUAGAUGUGGGUGGACAGCGCUCUCAGAGACAGAAAUGGUUUCAGUGCUUUGACGGCAUCACCUCCAUCCUCUUUAUGGUGUCCUCCAGCGAGUUCGACCAGGUCCUAAUGGAAGACCGCCGCACCAACCGCCUGGUGGAGUCCAUGAACAUCUUUGAGACCAUAGUCAACAACAAGCUCUUUUACAACGUCUCCAUUAUCCUCUUCCUCAACAAGAUGGACCUUCUGGUAGAGAAGGUACGCAAGGUCAGCAUUUGCAAGCACUUUUCCGACUUCCGGGGAGACCCUCACCGGGUGGAGGAUGUUCAGGCUUAUCUGGUGCAGUGCUUCAACCGCAAACGGCGCAACCGCAGCAAGCCCCUUUUUCACCACUUUACCACUGCCAUUGACACUGAGAACAUUCGCUUUGUGUUUCACGCUGUGAAGGACACAAUUCUUCAGGAAAACCUAAAAGACAUUAUGCUGCAGUGAGGGUCUGUUUCACAUUUUUACUGUUGUUUAUACCAUUUUUCAACCUAUUUGCAACCUAUUUCCUGCAGUUUGAGAGGAAACACCUACUGGACUUCAUUUUAAAUCAUCUUUGCUUGACGAAUAUACUCCGUUGUGUGAAAAGGAGAAAUAGUUUUAUGAAGGACAUGGCAUUUAGUUGUAAUAAAAUUACAAAUUGUGAAGUCAUACCGAAGGUUGUAAGAGACCUCAGGACGGGAUGUGAGUGAAUUACAGUUGAAAGUUUGAUAAUGAUCUGUUUUUGAUCAGGAUUCUCAACUCUUCGUCUCAUGGAUAAACUCAACCAAUGCACAGUAACUUUACACUGGCUUGUCACCCAAAUAACAUCCUAAAAAUAAAUAGCAAACUUACACUUGAGCGUCCUGUCUGUAGUUUAGAUUCACAUUACUUCCUUGUGUCGACAGGUUAUUUUUAAAACAGUCUAACACUUCAAUGUUGCGGCAUGCACAGUUUAUAGAUGACAUGCAGAAUUCUCAUUACCAAAAAGCAGGGUUUUUUGUACAUAUUGAUAAGUGCCUUCUGUACAUUGUAACUGUCUCACCUCUAGUUUUGAACUGUACUUGUGUCUCUUCAAGUUAAGCUAGAAGCUUUAAAAUAUAUAAAGUAGGGUCAAAUCACUGGUUAUGCCUAACACCACUAACUUUAGAUGUAUAAAGCAGUAAUGGUGUUCAUUAAAUGUCAUUAUUGCAUAUCUCUACUUAGUUUUUUUGAGUAUUCAGAUGAUGUAAAGAUUUUGAUAAUCCAUAACAAGGCUUUUGUAAUGUAUACAAACUGUGUACCGUCUAACCUUUAAACAGAGAUUAUGGAGAAGACGGCUUAGAACUGAUCUGUUAUAUUAUCAGUGGAUAUGAAGAUCUUAGUUUCUACUUAAUUUCAGCUGGUCACCGGAUCUUUAUGAAUGACAGCUGUGGGAUUUUGGUCUUAGCUGAUGUUUCUGCACAAGGUCACAGGUUGAAAUCCUGGACGAGCCCCCACUUUGUUGCGCCACUACUCCGUGAAUGAGGCAUGAAAUGACUUCCCAGUAACGUCUGACAAUGCUGAUGAAUGUUUCUUGUGGGUGAUGGCACAAAAACCAUCACAGAUGGUAUAAAUUUAAGUUCGUGUGUAAAACGUGUAGGACGGCUUGAGAUACGUCCUCAUAUUUGGGCCAGGAGGUGAUUGCGCUACGUUUUCACAAGUACAUGCUCCUUUAUGUUUACUGUAAUGAACACUGUUAGCUCUUUAUUUUUAUUGCAAAUCAGCAAUGACAAUGUUUUUCUAUGCCCUAAAGGUAUUUCUGUUUUUCCUCAUAAUCAUAAUCAUGCUCCAUGUUGGCAGGAAAGAUAUCUGACACACCCUAAACUAUUGUCCCUAACAGAUCUUCCCCCUUUUCUCGCAUUUACUGGAAGAUCUCUGGCGCUCGUGCAGAUAAAGCACCAGAUGAUUUCUUUAUUUUAAGCUUGCUUGUUUUCUCCUCCUUUUGGAUCAUAAAAUCAUUGGGAGAAUGUGGAAGUUAAAUAAAGGAUAAUAAAAACAGGCCCUGUGCUCAAAUAUAGAGGCUAUUAAGCAAUCAAGAUAUACACGUUGUCAGUGUAAUUAUUUUGAUGAAUAGUAAGUAAAAAAAAUACAGAAUAAUAAUGUGAAAAACAAUUUCCAGUCUCAUAAUUUACCUAAAAGUAUAAAUGUCACAAUUGCUGUUCUGGCAUUUAAUUUUGUUCUAGACAGAGGCGAGACGAUAAGCAACAAGUGAUGAGAGUCACUUUCUUCCAUCUUAAUCUGUGUUUGUCCUCUAACCAGCCGCAAUAGCGACAAGCAACAGGAUGUUUUGUUGAUAACUUUUUUUUUUUGCUGUGUCGCACUGUGUAGCCCCGCCUAUUGUGUUAUCUAAUUGGUACAAAAACACACAUCUUAACUUAUAACUAUCAUGUCAUGUAAAAUAUUCUUUAAAUUUUUAUCAGAACAUAAACAUUUCACCCUUUGUGCUCAGUGAUAAACCUGGUUAGGACACAUUAUUAGAAUCUCAUGACUGUCAUUGUUAUACUGUAAGUUUUUUUUUUGUGGUUUGCUUCCCUGUUGUUUUACAUAUCCAUUGAUUGUAAAAAGUGUGAAUUUAACUCCAUUAUGUGUGUUUUGUAUAUAAGAACUGUAUAAAUACAAUAAAAAUGUUAAUGUUGAGCUAUA
Molecule: messenger RNA, 3800 nt
Organism: Paramisgurnus dabryanus
Lineage: Eukaryota; Metazoa; Chordata; Actinopteri; Cypriniformes; Cobitidae
Gene: gna12a
Product: guanine nucleotide binding protein (G protein) alpha 12a
Biological process (GO): Rho protein signal transduction; adenylate cyclase-modulating G protein-coupled receptor signaling pathway
Cellular component (GO): heterotrimeric G-protein complex; brush border membrane; cytoplasm
Molecular function (GO): G-protein beta/gamma-subunit complex binding; guanyl nucleotide binding; GTPase activity
Source: RefSeq, a predicted model, not a curated record